UUUUAGAUUCUUGGACACACUGAAGGAGUGGGUAUUUUGGCCUAUGUUGGCUGCCACAAUUGGAAGUUUAAUAAUGUUACUGAGCUAUAUUUACUUCAUUUUAGCUCAAGCAUCAUUAGAAGCUUUUCCUAGAGUGGCAAGCUUAACUGCUAUCAGUGUAUUCUCUCUUUCUUUGUAUGCAAUUUGUGGACAAGGACUUGUAGAUCAGUGUGAAAAUGUUAACAGUUCGCUCUACUCCUUACCAUGGUAUAAAUACAGCAAGAAGAAUUGUGAACUUCUGAGACUUUUUAUGGUAGCUACAAGUAAACCGUUGUAUCUAAGUCUUCUUGGUUUCAUUGACCUUAACUCAAUAAUGGUCAUGAAGGUUUAUAAAUUUUUAGUUUCGUCACUUGCUGCAGUCCAACAAAUCGUUGCUCUCAGAAAAAAGGAUGAAUGAAUCUUGCACCCGCUUUCAAAGUACAUUAUUUGAAAAAUAAUAUGAGUGUACCCGCUGUUCUAUUAAAAUUGCACGAAUGAA
Molecule: messenger RNA, 517 nt
Organism: Coccinella septempunctata (seven-spotted ladybird)
Lineage: Eukaryota; Metazoa; Arthropoda; Insecta; Coleoptera; Coccinellidae
Exons: 4
Coding region: 44-436 (130 amino acids)
Biological process (GO): detection of chemical stimulus involved in sensory perception of smell; sensory perception of smell
Cellular component (GO): plasma membrane
Molecular function (GO): odorant binding; olfactory receptor activity
Source: RefSeq, a predicted model, not a curated record